Molecule: messenger RNA, 4272 nt
Organism: Girardinichthys multiradiatus
Lineage: Eukaryota; Metazoa; Chordata; Actinopteri; Cyprinodontiformes; Goodeidae
Gene: matn4
Product: matrilin 4
Exons: 22
Coding region: 356-3103 (915 amino acids)
Molecular function (GO): calcium ion binding
Source: RefSeq, a predicted model, not a curated record
UCAACUCCUUCAUACCAUCGGUGUUCAAAUGAGAGGUUAGAACGUUGAGCACAUUUUCACGUCCAAGCGCUCAUUCCUCACGGUACGGCAAGGGUUCAUCUGACAAAGGUUUGGGAUACUCUAAACCGCGACCUUACGGUACGGCCUCUAACCCUGGGGACCGUCUUUGCUGUGUGCAAGUUUUUCUUUGUGUCGGAGGUGAAAAACCUCGCUGCUUCCCCGUCUUACCUGUCCCAUCCGCCGGUCUGCGGUGCGUCGCGUCCAGGUAGCAGCGUCCCCAGUUUGAUCCUUCUCCAGUGGAGGCAAGUCCAGCUGUGGGUGAACAUUUUGCAAAAUUGUGAUCUUUAGAGUGAAGAUGGGAAACCUCAGAUCAUUGAGUGGCUUCAUUUUCUUGACCCUUGCAGUCUUCACCACAGCCAGACCAAAAUCAGGUCCUGAUCAGAAAUGUAAGUCUGGUCCAGUGGAUCUAGUCUUUCUCAUCGACAGCUCCCGCAGCGUAAGACCACAUGAGUUUGAAACCAUGAGGAAGUUCAUGGUUGACAUCCUGAACACCCUGGACAUUGGACUUGACACCACAAGAGUGGGAGUUGUUCAGUACUCCAGCCAGAUUCGCAGUGAGUUCUUCCUGAAGACACACAGCAAGCUGGAAAACAUGGUGAAUGCCAUCAAUGAGAUUGUUCCACUGGCUCAGGGCACCAUGACAGGCCUCGCCAUCAAAUAUCUGAUGAAUGAAGCUUUCAGUCCUGGGCAGGGAGAUAGGCCAAAGGUCCCCAAUGUGGCUGUGAUUGUGACAGAUGGACGUCCUCAGGACCGUGUGACAGAGGUGGCUGCUGAGGCCAGAGAAAGAGGCAUUGAGAUCUAUGCUGUGGGAGUGGCAAGAGCUGAUAUGACAUCACUAAGAGCCAUGGCCUCCCCGCCCUUCGAAGACCAUGUCUUCCUGGUGGAGAGGUUUGACCUUAUCCACCAGUUUGGACUUCAGUUCCAAGACAAGCUGUGUGGUAAAGAUCUGUGUCUGGAGUCUGACCAUGGCUGCGAGCAGCUCUGUGAGAGCUCCCCAGGAUCCUACACAUGCCACUGCCUGCCCGGAUACAGACUGAAUGCUGAUGGGAAAACAUGCUCAGCCAUUGAUCUGUGUGUCGAGGGAAAGCAUGACUGUCAACAGAUCUGCAUCAGCUCACCUGGUUCCUUCACCUGUGACUGCGACCAAGGCUAUCACCUGAAUGAUGACAAGAAGACGUGCUCACCCAUUGACCUGUGCGCUGAGGGAAAGCAUGACUGUGAACAAGUCUGUGUCUACUCGGGCCCGGGCAUCUUCACCUGCGACUGCAAGGAGGGAUACAGACUCAAUGUGGAUGAGAAGACCUGUGCACCCAUUGACCUGUGCGCUGAGGGAAAACAUGACUGUGACCAAGUCUGUGUCAACAUGGGCCCGGGCAUCUUCACCUGCAACUGCAACGAAGGAUACAGACUCAACAUGGAUGAGAAGACCUGCUCACCAAUUGACCUGUGCGCUGAAGAAAAACAUGACUGUCAACAAAUCUGUGUCUACUCGGGCCCGGGCAUCUUCACCUGCGACUGCAACGAGGGAUACAGGCUCAAUGUGGAUGAGAAGACCUGCGAACCCAUUGACCUGUGCGCUGAGGGAAAACAUGACUGUCAACAAGGGUGUGUCAACAUGGGCCCGGGCAUCUUCACCUGCGACUGCAACGAGGGAUACAGACUCAAUGAAGAUGAGAAGACCUGCGAACCCAUUGACCUGUGCGCUGAGGGAAAACAUGACUGUGAACAAGUGUGUGUCAACAUCGGCCCGGGCAUCUUCACCUGUGACUGCAACGAGGGAUACAAACUCAACGGGGACAAGAAGACCUGCUCACCCAUUGACCUAUGCGCUGAGGGAAAACAUGGCUGUGAACAAGUGUGUGUCUACCUGGGCCCGGGCAACUUCACCUGCGACUGCAACGAGGGAUACAGACUCAACGGGGACAAGAAGACGUGCUCACCCAUUGAUCUCUGUGCUGAGGGAAAACAUGACUGUGAACAAGUCUGUGUCAACAUGGGCCCAGGCAUCUUCACCUGCGACUGCAACGAGGGAUACAGACUCAAUGAAAAUGAGAAGAGCUGCUCAGCCAUUGACCUAUGUGCUGAAGGGAAGCAUGACUGUGAACACAUCUGUAUCAGUGCCCCCGGUGUGUUCACGUGUGACUGUAAUAAAGGAUUCAAACUCAACAAGGACAAGAGGACCUGCACAAACAUGGACAUGUGCAACACAGUGAAGCAUGGCUGUGAGUACCAGUGUGUUAACACCCCUGGAUCUUACUACUGUAUCUGUCCUGAAGGACAACUACUUCAGGAGGAUAGCAAGACAUGUGGCACUUGCAAGUCUGCAAACAUCGAUCUGGUGCUUCUGAUCGAUGGCUCCAAGAGUGUCCGCCCUCAAAACUUUGAACUUGUCAAGAAGUUUGUCAAUCAGGUUGUGGACUCUCUAGACGUGUCUGCUCAUGGUACCAGAAUAGGUCUGGUUCAGUACUCCAGCCGGGUCAGGACCGAGUUCCCACUCAACAUGUACCACACUGCUGAAGACAUCAAAGCUGCAGUCAUGAAGGUUGAUUACAUGGAAAAAGGAACAAUGACAGGUCUGGCACUGAAACACAUGCUGGAAAACAGCUUCUCAGAAGCAGAAGGCGCCCGUCCAGCCAGUCGCAACAUCCCCCGAGUUGGACUAGUUUUCACAGACGGACGAUCCCAAGAUGACAUCAGCGAGUACGCCAAAAAGGCUAAAGAAGCAGGAAUCACUAUGUAUGCUGUUGGUGUGGGCAAAGCUGUGGAAGAUGAACUGCGUGAAAUUGCAUCUGAGCCUGUGGAGAAACAUUUCUAUUACACAACUGAUUUCAGUGCCAUUAACACCAUUGCUGAGAACCUCAAACUUAAUGUGUGCCCAGCGGAGAGUCAAGGGGAAGUUGCGAUGAAGGAUCCGUGUGCCUGUGAGAACCUGGUGGAGUUCCAGCAGGCCACCGUUAACAGUUUGGAUCAGCUAACACAAAAACUAGCUUCAAUGGCUGCCCGUUUGGAGCGACUGGAGAACCAGCUCCUCUCUAGGAAGUGAUUUGGUCGACAAGAGUGACCAAUGAGGACAGCACACAGGGAAACUGGUGGAAAAAAGAAGAUGACCCAUCCUGGAAAAUGUUUAUUAACCAAUUGAGAUCUGCAGCAUGAGCAAAAAGUGUUUGAGAAGCAAUCAGAAACACAUCAUAAAAACCAGUUGAUUUUACAAGACGUUUGCAGUUCUUCGGACUCUGUGAAAUACAUGACAGUUUUUUGCAUUGAAUCAAAUUUCUCUUGUAACUGUAAAUGGCAUAAAUAACCAACAUCGCCAAGUACCAAUGCACAACAGCUGUAUUUGAAAAAAAAAAAAAGCAGACUUACAGUGUGUUUUCACAGAGAACACUAUGAAUACCUCUGUGUUUAUUUGAUGUAUUUGAUGAUAUUUGUUACUGGUCUCUUUUUUUAAAAACACUCCAUUCUAAACAGGCUGUCUGUUUUUGUGAACUAGAUGUAGAAAUAGAAAGUGUAGUGUAGGUAUAAGACAUCAGAUUAAAACUGAAAUAUCAGGUCUUGACAUAGUCAGAAUCAUCUGCCUUAUUUAAACCGGAUCCUUUUUACAGUGUAACAAAAUAUGUAUUUAUGGCAGAUUGCAGUUUUUUAACCAACGGCAGAAACACAAAAACGAAAAAGAAGGACAUGAAUUGGAGAAAUUAUGUCCUGAUACCACUUCUUUUAACUCUCUGGCUUGUGUCACAUUAAACUUGUUUUUCUUAGCUCGUAAGCAAAUGUCUAGACCAGAUCCACUUUCCAGAGAUGAGACAAUUGAGAAGAUAACUGGCUUUAAUAUGAAAAGGGAAUUAAAUGAGUCUUAAUGUUUACUUAAGCUGUGGUGUUAAUUCAGUAAAGGAAUCUGCAAAUCCUAUAGAACUUACUGCUUUUCUUUUAUUUGAAUAUUUAUAAUUUUCAGCUUUUUUCAUAUAUCCUGAAAUAUAAUAUAUAUUAAAAAAACUAUUUUUUUUUAGAAACUUCAAUUCAAACUUAUUAAAAUUACUUCUAGUUUAGUUGUGUACUUACAGUUUGUAAUAAAAAAAUACCGACAAAUUUAUAACUUUUAAUAUUUGAAUAUCUGUCUGAUUUUGUAUAUUUUUUAAUAACUACUUUUUGUAUUUUUUUUUUUAUGAAUCUUUGUAUUAAACCAAAGAGAGCAAUAAAGAACUAAAUGUUUUGCUG